UCGGUAGAAUUACGUAAACCACGCACUACCAAAGUCAACGUGAUCGGUAGCAGCGGCAAUUCUCUCAUAGUCGCAGUCGGUCAUCGUGUGAUAUUCGAGGCAAGUGGAUUUUCCUUUCGCUCUCCUGUGAUGCCGAUCAAUUGCCUCUAAGCCGCGAGUUUUUAUACAGCGAAGGGUCGAACUUGCCAGUGAUUAAAAUGUGGGGCAGUGUGUUUGUGACGUUUAUUUCGCUAGGAAUAGUAUGGAGCUAUAGUCAAUCAGCACCCUGGGUGGCAACAGAGUUCGGCAUCUACCAAGGAGUCUGGGCUGAAACUAACCGGGAAAUACCCAUUGCCAGUUUCCUCGGGAUUCCUUACGCCAAAGAGCCUGUUGGCCGUCUGCGAUUCCAGAAACCAGAACCAUUUGAGGAUCACUGGCGAAACAGACGAAAUGCUACAGUAUACCGUGGACCCUGUUUAUCAUUGGAAGUAUCCGGGCAAGGGAGCGAGGAUUGCCUAUACUUGAACAUAUUCACCCAACAAAAAUUCCAAAACUCCAGGAAAGAGUUAAACAAAACGAAACGGGCCGUAAUGGUGUACGUCAUUAACGAUAUCUUCGGAAAUAACAAUAAUUCGCUCUAUAAGCCAGACGACCUCCUCGAACACGACGUAGUUUUGGUCACCGUAAACUAUCGUCUGGAUUUUUUUGGCUUUUUCACCACCGGAAACGAGGUUGCCCCGGGUAACUACGGCCUGAAGGAUGUCUUGGAGGCCCUCCGGUGGCUUCAGAGGAACAUAGCGGCUUUCGGGGGUGAUCCGAACAGAGUAACCCUGAUGGGACACGGUCUGGGCGCUGGUGUUGUCCACUUGCUGGCCCUCUCGGAGAAAUCUGAAGAUUUGUUUCACAGAUACGUGACUCAGAGUGGAGCGGCUCAUAUGCCCUGGUCCUACCGCUCUAGGUCCUCGGCGGUAAAUGCGUCUUUGGACUUUGCUGCAUCUUUAAACUGCACCCGAGAAACCAUGUGGGAAAUAGUGGAGUGUCUGCGGAACAUUAAAGACUUUACAAGCGAGGAAAUCGACCGCGAGAUAUUCAAAGGAUGGAAUAGAUUCGGCCCUAUGGACGAGCUCGAAUCCGACGAGGCCGUCGUCACUGAUCAUCCGAUAACGCUCAUGCGAGAGGGAAAAGCUCGCGAUAUUCCAUGGCUAACCGGCGUUGUUGCUGACGAAGGCCUCAUGCUAACUAUUCUAUUUCUCAAAAACGAAUCACUGUGUCACUGGGAGGUAACGGAAAACUUUGAGGAAAUCGCCAAUGCUGUAACAAACUGCAAAUACUCUGUGAAGAACACGACCGCAUACGUAGAUGAGCUGUUAAAUUUCUACUUCGGCAAUAAUGUAACCAUUAAUUGUUCAAGGAACUUUAUCGAGUUCGCUGGAGAUGCCGUGGUCAAUUGGCCGGUUUACAACGCAGUAUCGAUCCAAUCAAAACACAUGACGUCCCCUGUCUAUUUUUACAAAUUCAACUAUGGCGGCACCUUUACUGCAAGUCAAGAUUACGGUUAUCUUGAAAAUCCCGGUGUCAGCCAUGAAGAUGAUUUAAAUUACCUGUUUUCCUUGCUCAACGAAUUAUACGCAAGCGAGCUGCAGCUGAAUGACACUGCAAGCGAUAGCUCAAUGAAAUCCUAUGUUACCGAAAUGUGGACGAACUUCGCGAAGAAUGGAACCCCCAUUCUGAGGUACAUGCCUGAGUGGAAGCGUUACCAGGAUGGUCAUGGCUAUAACGAGUUCACAGGAGGUCCAAAUUUCACAAUGCAGGAUGAUUUUUUCCCGCCAAGAAUGAAUUUCUUAACUGACCUAAAUGAUAAACAAUUAAUAAUACCAAAUAAUUCCGAAGAUCCAAUAUGUUGCGGUAGUGGGCGGGCCAUGGGACCUCAGUGUCUUUUUAAUACCGCUCUCGUUUUGCUGCUAGAUUAUUUGAUAGCGGUUAUUUUCGCGCGCUGAUAAAACAGGGCCAUGAAAACCGUGUACAAUUGGUUCACCACUGCGAGAAAAACAAAGGGAUGAACUUGUAAAUAACGAAUGGAAUAAUGUUUAGAACCGUAUAAUGUAUAUGAGGUGAAAUGUAUGCUCCACCUAUAAAUGUAAGACGUUGCUUGCUUUGUUCGUUGUUUUAUUCUUAUACAUAGUUGUUGCUAAAUCAUACAUGUAUA
Molecule: messenger RNA, 2185 nt
Organism: Diprion similis
Lineage: Eukaryota; Metazoa; Arthropoda; Insecta; Hymenoptera; Diprionidae
Product: venom carboxylesterase-6-like
Exons: 9
Coding region: 198-1976 (592 amino acids)
Source: RefSeq, a predicted model, not a curated record